GGUCCUCUCACGCCGACAACGCAGCCGCCAUGGCAGCCCCUUCCCGCAAAAUGGAAUGCCCGCGGCCGGAAUCGAACCUGAGACACUUCCCGCUACGCCAUCCAACGGCUCAGAGCUGUCGCAUACGUGGCAGGCAAUCAACGGCUCUCCUUUGGUUUCAUGGGGAAGCUAUGGCGAUGGUGGUGGCGCGCGUUCUCGCUGUCGAAGUAGGGCUCCUGGCGAGGAAUUGAUCGCAGCCCAAGUCGGGAAUCGGUGGGGAUCAGCUGCCCAGGUGGAGAAUUUGCGUCGAGGAUUGGCGAAAUCGAUGAUGCACUUCCGGAGCUUCGAAGAGUUCUGGCCCUUUUACAUGAAUCAGCACUCCAAGCCGACGACGCGGCGAUUGCAUUUCUUGGGCACGAGCUGCGCGACGAUCCUGCUGGUGGGCGCGCUGCUGAUUAAGUGGUGGCUCUUCUUCCUGGUGCCAGUGGUGGGCUAUGGAAUGGCGUGGUACAGCCAUUUCUUCGUGGAGGGCAACACGCCGGCCACAUUUGGGCACCCGCUCUGGUCGUUUAUGUGCGAUUGCAAGAUGUUUGGAUUGAUGCUCACUGGAAACAUGGACAAGGAGAUCAAGCGCUUGGGGAAGAGGCCAAUCUCACAGGAGGUUGGUGGAGCAGCUCGCAAGGAAUGAAAAUUUCUUCCAACUUUCAGAUGAUUAGCCGUUUGACUUGAUGAUCCCAAAGCCGCCGAUCCCAUCGCUGUUUAUAGCCCACUCUUAUCUCUGGAAAUUCUAUCAUCUAUCCAUUUCAUCCGCUAAAAUCUACUGCUAGUUACAAGA
Messenger RNA from Selaginella moellendorffii, 814 nucleotides. RefSeq lists its product as uncharacterized. The record is from RefSeq and is a predicted model, not a curated record. NCBI's taxonomy places the organism in Eukaryota, Viridiplantae, Streptophyta, Lycopodiopsida, Selaginellales, Selaginellaceae. The transcript has 2 exons. The coding region runs from base 56 to 667 and encodes 203 amino acids.